GAGGAUAAGAGGAGGUUGGGGGAGUUCUGGGAGAGUUUGUGAACCAGUGAGGCUUUCCAUUCGAAAGUAGCUUGUCAUGUCGUCAAGAAUCGUCGUGGUGCAGCCUCGCCCACACGUAACAGACGCAGAUACUGCGGGCGAGAACAGGACAGGACCGCCAUGUCUCUGGUCUUUCCCCUUUCCUCCAAUUUCAAUGCCGUUAUCUGCUGCUCUGCCGCCGCCACCAGCAGCAGGCGCCGACGCCCUGCCGUCAUUCUCCCGGUACUUUUCCCUCUCUCGCCGGGGUUGGGGAACAACACGGGCGAUUAUGCCAAGCUGCGGCUAACUCUGCAGGAUAACUAUGGCAUCUCCACGGUGGUGGCUAACGUGUCCCGUAUCGACUGGCUUCGCAAUGCUGCCGGCUUGGUUGACCCAAAUUACUGGCGCGGCACUCUCCGCCCGCGUCCUGUCCUUGACUGGUACUUGAAGAGAGUGGAGAGGGCUGUUCAAGAGGCCAAGGAACUGGCACAAGGUGGAACUUUUUCGUUGAUCGGACAUUCAGCAGGAGGAUGGCUGGCACGUGUAUAUAUGGAGGAAUAUGGGGCAACUGAUGUAUCGCUGUUAUUGACACUUGGUACUCCUCACCAGCCACCGCCAAAAGGUGUCCCAGGGGUUAUAGACCAGACACGGGGUCUCUUAAAUUAUGUUGAAAGGAAUUGUGCAAAGGCUGUUUACACUCCCCAGCUGAAAUACGUAUGCAUUGCUGGAAGGUACAUCCAAGGGGCUCGAAUCUUUGGAGGCUCAAGUAUGAAUGUUAUGUCCGCUGUACCAGUUGAUGGGGAUCAAAUGAUCUCUGAGGUUGCAAUUGUGGAUGAUGCCAAUAAUUCGACGCCAAGUUCUCCCACUUGGCGUGCUCGCGUUGUUGGUCAAGGUUACAAGCAGGUAUGUGGGCAGGCAGAUGUGUGGGGAGAUGGAGUCGUACCCGAAGUUGCAGCUCAUUUGGAGGGUGCCUUGAACCUCAGUUUUGAGGGCGUUUACCAUUCACCAGUGGGAUCCGAUGAUGUCUCGAGACCGUGGUAUGGUUCUCCAGCAGUCUUAGAGCAAUGGGUAACUCAUCUCCUUGACUAAUCAAUUCAUGUGCAGUGAGUAAUUCUUGUUCAUGUAAUGAUGAAACGAAUUCAGGAGGAAAACAGACCAGAAAUCAGCCUUCAGAUUAUAAAAAUCGUCUCUCAUUUCGUAAU
Molecule: messenger RNA, 1220 nt
Organism: Punica granatum (pomegranate)
Lineage: Eukaryota; Viridiplantae; Streptophyta; Magnoliopsida; Myrtales; Lythraceae
Source: RefSeq, a predicted model, not a curated record